Molecule: messenger RNA, 666 nt
Organism: Pieris macdunnoughi
Lineage: Eukaryota; Metazoa; Arthropoda; Insecta; Lepidoptera; Pieridae
Source: the annotation of a GenBank genome assembly
AUGGAUUUCAACACAACAGUUAAUGCUGAUUAUCAAUGGCCAUUUCCGAAGCCUAUAGUUGGAAAACCCUGUGAGCCACCUAAACCAGAAGCAGCACCUACAACUAGACCAGCACCUGUGGCUCCAUACUGCCACUGCGAUGCACAUUCAUACUCGCCACGCGUUGAACAAUAUAAACAACUACUCGACAAGGAACAGAAACUAUGUCAAGAUUACGAACAGUUGAGGAAACAGAUGGUAGAUGUCACAAAUGACAUAUUGGAUCACCCCUGUGACGAUCUUGACACUAAAAUGACCACCAUGUAUCAGGCUACCUAUAAGAAAAGAUCCUUCCCAGUAUCGGACUAUGAAAAAAUCAUAGCCGCAUCUCAAUCAAGCGCACCCAUACCAAUCGAGAGCAAUCGUCUCGGAGUAUUACGUUGUUACAAGGACCCCACUCACUUCACUGACAACCCCCCGACUGUACGACCAACAAUAAACCCCCCGGGGCCCGUUCAUACCGGUGUUGCUCCCAUAUCCGUACAAAGCUGGUUCACGGACUUUCCAGGGAGGUCCGAAUACAUGGACACGUACAGUGCUUCAGCAAAAGCCUGCUGGAGGUCCAUGCAACGGUUUAAGGAACCUCUACCCUCGACAAGACGUAGGGCGGACGAUACAUGCGUUUAA